Molecule: messenger RNA, 763 nt
Organism: Calliphora vicina (urban bluebottle blowfly)
Lineage: Eukaryota; Metazoa; Arthropoda; Insecta; Diptera; Calliphoridae
Exons: 1
Coding region: 14-763 (249 amino acids)
Source: RefSeq, a predicted model, not a curated record
CCUACAUACCACCAUGCACUGCAAAUUACAACAGCCUCUUCCGAAAUGUUCAUUGUACGCCAAGACCUUUAAGAAGACACAAAUACCCAUUUACGAUGCAUUCGGACCAUUUCCCGAUGAGCCUUUAAUGACCAGUAUAGAUCGAGUUUUAUUUUUGUUUGGCGCAAGAAAAGUACAGAAAUAUUUCAAUUCAGAAUGUCCCUGUGACAGCAGUGAUUGUUGCUCGGUGGUGAAACAAUUGGAAUAUGGUAAAGAACAUAAGCCGCAUCAAAAUUGUGAAAGUGAGAAAUGUUUUGUUAGAAAUACACCAACAUACAGUGUGCUACAAAAAUGUCAAAAUUGCAAAUGUGAUGUGAGCUCAAAUAAAUCUUUACAUUUUCGAGAAUCAUCACUUAGUCGGCGUUCAAUAACACCCAGAAUAAGUAUUAAAGAAAAUUCAUGCAGGCAGGAAAGAGGACAAAUUGCCAUACCUUUGCGAGCUUUGAAAAAAUCAUUUUCCUUGUGCUCUUUGGCCUGUCGCAAACUUAAAGAGAAGUUAUCACUUGCUGUGCCCUCAUCACUGCCAUCACACAUUAUUUCACCACAAUGGUUGUGGACUAAAGUGGAAAGUUAUGCUGAUGGUUGUCAGGUGUAUGAAAUAUUUAAAAAUUCCAGCACUACAACGCAUCCGACCAAAUUUGACACUUGUAAAGCUGCUAAAAUUAUAUUCGUAAUAUUACCCACCGGCAUAAUAAUGCCGUUUGAGACCUUGCCGCGUCAUUGA